This is a messenger RNA of Acanthosepion pharaonis, 513 nucleotides long. The record is from the annotation of a GenBank genome assembly. Lineage: Eukaryota; Metazoa; Mollusca; Cephalopoda; Sepiida; Sepiidae.
AUGGUCUUUUCGGCAAAGAGCCUCCGACGACUUUCAUCCUCGGUCUACGUCCAAGCCGUGUUGGUUUCCGACACGGUCUUUCUACUAACAUUGUUUGCACUGUGGCUAGAAUCGUUCGGUUAUGACGCCAUCCACAUGAACGGUAUCUGUCAGAGCAAUAUCUAUCUGUCGUAUGUUGGUAGUUUCCUUUCCGUCUGGUAUGUGGUUUGUAUCACUAUCGAGAAUUACAUCACAAUAUGUCAUCCUUUGAAAAUCAACAAACUGUGCACGUUCAUGAGGGCCCGGGUGGUCACAGUGUCCCUAGCCGUGGCUAGUCUCUUCCUGUUUGUGGUAGUCAUUCCAAUAACGAAGCCGCAAGGGACCGGCCAUAUGGAUCCAUCAGAUAACAAUACUGAGUCACGGGAUGCGAUUGCUUUAUCUCUUUGUGCCUUACCUGAUUGUACCUCCGAGUGUAACGACGCUGACCAUACACCAGUGUCUGCUGUAUAUAAGCUAUUCGAGUUACGCGCUUAA